ACAAGGAGGCUGCGGCCUAAGUCAGUCAGUCCAACAUGGCGGGCGGGUGCGGGCGGUGGAGGGUGGCGAUAAAAGCGGCUGUUUUGGGGCUUUUUUCGGUGUUUUUGGCCCUUUUGGCCGCAGUGUUGCUCCGUGCUUAUGUGCUCCAUUCCCCAGCCAUCCCACGGCUGUGGGCUCGGCGUGGGGGUAACGCCGUAUUCAGCGCCGGAGAGAGGCUGGAGCUGAAGGAAGCGCUGCGAGGUGCUAUUAAAAUCCCAACUGUUUCCAUAACUCCGGAUGACUUCAAUGCAACCGCUAUGGCAGAAUUUGGGGAUUACAUUCAGAAAGCCUUCCCAGCUGUGUUUUCUUCUAAAUUCAUUCAACAUGAGCUCGUUGGGGAGUACAGCCACCUCUUCACAGUUCAUGGUUCUGACUCUACAUUGAUGCCCUACAUGCUGCUCGCACACAUGGAUGUUGUUCCUGCUCCCCCUGAGGGCUGGGAUUUCCCUCCUUUCUCAGCUGCAGAGCAUGAAGGUUUCAUCUAUGGCCGAGGAACGCUGGACAACAAGAACUCUGCCAUUGGCAUUCUGCAAGCUCUAGAAUUCUUACUGAGAAGAAAUUACAGACCCCGCAGGUCUUUCUAUGUUGGCAUUGGCCAUGAUGAAGAGGUAUUUGGUCGGAAGGGAGCAUUGAAGAUUGCAGCUCUGCUGGAAUCCAGAGGAGUCAAACUCUCCUUCUUGCUGGAUGAAGGAAGUGCUGUACUGGAUGGCAUCAUUGCAGGCAUGAAGAAGCCAGUAGCGAUAAUUGCUGUCACUGAAAAAGGUUCAAUAACACUGAAUUUCACCGUGGAAAAAGAGCCAGGACAUUCAUCCUUCCCUCCAAAGGAGACAAGUAUUGGCAUUCUUGCAGCAGCAAUGUCCAGACUGGAGCAGAAUCCCAUGCGCAAUCUGUUUGGCCAUGGUCCGGAACUCAUGACUAUGGAGCACCUUGCAUCGGAGUUCAAUUUUCCUCUCAAUCUCAUCAUGAGCAAUCUCUGGCUGUUUUCACCUAUUGUCAGCAGAGUUCUUGCCUGGAAACCUUCCACUAAUGCCUUGAUUCGAACUACUACAGCAGUCACAAUGUUCCAUGCAGGAAUUAAGCUCAAUGUCAUCCCAUCAUCUGCAAGAGCAACAGUGAACUUCCGAAUCCACUCUGCAGAGAAAGCCGCAGAGGUGCUAGAGACAGUUAGAAACACAGUUGCUGAUGACAGAGUGAAGAUUGAUGUCAUAGAGGCCUUUGACCCCCUCCCAAUCAGCCCAUGGGAUGACCAAACUUUUGGAGUCCAUGUUUUCCAAAGAACCAUUCUGGAUACUUUCCCAGAUGUUGACAGUGUGGUCCCAGGCACGUGUAUUGGAAACACAGACAGCAGGCAUUUCACUAACGUCACAGAUGCCAUUUAUCGAUUUAACCCUGUGCUCUUGAAGUCAGAUGAUCUUCCCAGGAUCCAUGGGUUGAAUGAGAGAAUCUCGGUUGAGAGUUAUGAGAAACAAGUCGAGUUUCUCUUUCAGCUCAUUAAGAACUGUGAUGUUGACGAGCUUCCGGAGCCUCACUCAAAAUCUCAUGAGCUGUGAGACAAAAACCCAAGAGGAACAGCUGCUGAGGUGGACUCUGGGAUGGCAGAAGUCUGGGCCGUAAGCAGCAGUUGUGUGUUGCACGUUGAGUGAUGUUUGGUUUUACAUACUGUGGUUUACAUACAGAUGGAAACACUGCUGGUUUGCAGCACCAGGCAAACAUACAGUUUGCUGUUAAGUGAUAAGUAUAGGGACAAAACACAACCACCCAGAUUUCUGUGCUUCCUUGGCCUUACAUGCAGCCAUUAAUCUGACAUUAUUAAUUUUUUCAGCAUCUUCUUCAGUCUUUAAGCCUCUGAAAUUGGAAGUCACUUAAAAAUCGAAGCCGUAAUUUGUAGUCAUUCAUGCAUCUUUAAAAGAGGCUGAUCCUCCAAUAUGUGCUUUUGACAAAGCUGUCUUUUACAGUUAAUUAGUUCUCACUAAUGAUGUGCCUGUCAGAAGCUCACAUGAGAACAUGAUGGGGUGUAGGCUGGAUGUCAUUGGGUACAGCUGCACUAAGAGGCUGUUGCACUGCCGAUGGGGUGGGCUUCUUUCCCAGCUGAUCCCUUCAACCAGCAUCAGUGGUGCUCUCAGAUGGUGCCAGGGUGAACUUGAUCCUGCUGUUUCCUGACUGAUGUCUGAUUGUAGUUUGGAAUGCUGAGCUUUGGGGGUUGGAGCUAUGUUGCUUUAAUGUAAGUUGCUCUGAUCUAUGAGGUGCUAGAAGCUUUUCUUUCUCUCCUUUCUUUGACUCUCUAGUAAUGCCCAGGAUGUGUUGUGAUGUUGACAGUCCAAGUAAGGAAACAUGGCUUUAAACAGCUAAACUAAACCGGUACUUACUGAUAAUCCCAUUUCUUUCUUCACUGAAUCCAUUUCUAUAGCAUUCCUCUUUUGUUCCCCAAAGAGCUUCAUCGUGAAAGAUGGUGAAGCUCUCCCAUUUCCUCCAGUUCAGAGGGAGCUGAGCCUUCUCUCCACCUUCAUGGCCUACUCUACCACUCCUCACUUUACCUUCUGCUCAGCUCUCUGGGAAUCCUAAUGUACACAGGCUAUUGAUAUUGGCUGUGUUUUUAUUUCUUCUUGCACUAGCCCUAUCUUUGUUGGCACUUAAGGGGUUAAGCAUUCUUUUGGCCUCAACAGUCUAUUCAGUUGGAGUUACUGUCAUUUGUUAAAGAAUUCAGAACUAGGCAUUAGCCAAAGAAAAGACUGUGAAGGCUGUUUUCUUGCACUGACAUGCAGACUCUGCUGUAGGAAGGAGACAAACCUUCUCCUGUUGCAGGGAUGUGUCUCUCUUUCAGAGUGUGAGCGAUACACUGGAAUUGGAUGGUUGUUCUGCUCUUAAUUCAUGGUGUAAAAUGGUGCUGGGAUGUGCAGGGAAUACCCAGGAAUGUAUCCUAAAAACCAGUGGAACUGUGAUUCCUAAUCCCCAUUUCCUAUUUAUUUGCAGUCUGAUCUUAUCAGUAUUGCCAAUGGGCUGAACUGUAUCAAGCUAUUAAAUAACUGAAAUCAGCACUUUAAUAAAGCAACAAAUCCAAAUUCUUUUCAUGCUUA
Molecule: messenger RNA, 3113 nt
Organism: Coturnix japonica (Japanese quail)
Lineage: Eukaryota; Metazoa; Chordata; Aves; Galliformes; Phasianidae
Gene: PM20D1
Product: peptidase M20 domain containing 1
Biological process (GO): lipid metabolic process; amino acid metabolic process
Molecular function (GO): hydrolase activity, acting on carbon-nitrogen (but not peptide) bonds, in linear amides
Source: RefSeq, a predicted model, not a curated record